Messenger RNA from Peromyscus maniculatus bairdii (prairie deer mouse), 3442 nucleotides. RefSeq names its product PNMA family member 5 (gene Pnma5). The record is from RefSeq and is a predicted model, not a curated record. Lineage: Eukaryota; Metazoa; Chordata; Mammalia; Rodentia; Cricetidae.
CGGCGUGCGUGGUCCUCUCGUCUCCUGGAGUUCUGGUCUGGAGGCCUCUUCAUCAGAUCAGUGGGCAGGAACCAGCAUCCCUGCACCGCCUGUAUGGAAAGAAGCCAGAAGACUGCCAGCAUCAAGUGCCUGUGCCAGCCAGCAAAGCCACUGUAUUAAGCACACUUCAGUGGGGCACUGCAUAACCAACAGCAGGGGCUGUGUGAAGCCCAGGACAUUGCUGCCUUUCUACAUGGCAUUGGCUUAGAAUCCUCUGAGUCCUAGGAAAAUUCUGAGCUAAUUACCCUAGUGUUAAGUCUGUUCAUACAGGGUGGGACUAAUGGCUGUGGCUCUGCUAGAUGACUGGUGUAAGGGGAUGGACCUGGACCCCAAGAAGGCUGUGCUCAUUGUGGGCAUUCCUGUGCAGUGCAGUGAGGCUGAGAUAAAGGAUGCUCUGAAAGAAGGCUUACCUCCUUUGUGUGCUCACAAGGUGAUAGGCAGAAUGUUCAGGAGGGAAGAUGAAGCUAAGGCAGUCUUAAUUGAACUGACUGAAGUUGUCAAUUAUACUAUGAUGCCCACUCAUAUACCAGCAGCAGGGGGGGCCUGGGAAGUGGUAGUCAAACCCCGUAGCCCAGAUGAUGAGUUUAUCAAUAAGCUGACGUACUUUCUGAGAGAUGAAGGACGGAGAAUGGUAGAUGUGGCCAAAGCCCUAGGGUUUAGCAUUGCCCCUACAGUGAGCAUGGACCUAAGGAAUUCAGACCAAGACAAACCAGAAGGCUUGAAGUCUCUGUGCAGUAGCAUGUGUUAUCAAAAAUUGAAAGUGUUUUCUGGCAGUCCCUUUCCAGGCCCAGGAGAAGAGACCUUUGAAACCUGGUUAGGGGAGGUCACUGAGAUGAUGCAGUUAUGGCAGGUGUCUGAGAAGGAGAAGAAGAGGCGUCUUCUAGAGAGCUUGCGUGGCUCUGCCCUGUCAAUUAUGCAGGCACUGUGGGCUACCAAUGACGCCCUAACUAUGGAGCAGUGCUUGAAAGCCCUAAAGCAGAUCUUUGGGAAUAAAGAAGACUAUAAGAUCUUACAGUUCAGAUUCCUUCAGUUUUCUCAGAAACCUGCAGAGAAGCUAUCUGAUUACUUGCUGCGCUUAGAGCCCCUGCUGCAGAAAGCAGUGCAGCAGAGCCCCUUGUCCGCACACAGUGUAGACUCAAUUCGCCUCAAGCAUGUCUUAUCUCGAGUCUCCCUGACCACUGGCCUUCGGGGCAAGCUGUCCCUCUUAGAUCAGCAGGGAUGCCCACCCACUUUUCUGGAGUUAAUGAAACUCACUCAAGAUGAGGAAGAGUGGGAGACUACCAUGGUAGUGAUGAAGGAGCAGCAGAAUCAGACAGAAAAGGAAAACAGGAUCAGUGAGGCAGCAACAGAUCAGGUUACCACCCAGGCAGGAUUUUUUAGGGAGAUCAGCACCCAGACCAUAGGAGAGGAAAUUACAUCAGUGAAAUGGAGGCGACUGUUAUGGACACACAGUGGUGGGGAAGAGGGGCCUAUUAGGGAAUCAGGUUUCAGGGCUGAAAAUGAUCCUGAUGAGCAGAAACCCCAUGUUGAAGCACAGGAGUCGGGAAACGAGAGAGGGGCUGGGGCUAUGAGCCACCCCAACCCCAGAGAAAUAUAGGCUCAAGAGUUCCAAGAAUUCCUUCCUCUAGCAGGCAACAGAGAUACCUUGGCAAAAUGAUGGGGCAUCCCAGACAUGGCAGGGGAAAUGAGUGGUGGUGCAGAAGGGCAAGACGGCCAGGGCCCGGGUAAGGCAUCCCACUUGCCACUCGCUAGAAGUGAUUCCAACAAGCAAAAACAGGCUCUACCUAGCUCAGUGACUACCAUAUCCCAGGCCCAUGGAGAGAACCAGAGAAAGGAAUGGGGACGUACUAUAGCCAGACUACAGGGUGAUCCAGAUCCCAAUUGGGACAGUAGUGAGUCAAAGGAUAAAGGUGGUGAGGCUUGGGGCUCUGAGCUAAGGAUGCCCAUUGGCACUGAAACAGCAUGGGGCGUAGAGGAAGCAGUCACAGGGUUGUCUUGGCCAGAGAGAACCAAUGCCUGGGGGGAAGCGCAGCAAGGCAGGGAGACAGUGCUCCGGAGAGGAGGCCGCAGGAUCCAGCCCGUCUUCAGGAUCAUCUACACUGCUCUAGGGGAGCCCCAUGAGGGCAGUACCCUUGAGUCCUUUCGUGAGUGAAACCCCUGGGUCCCUGGACCCAAAGGCUCCGGGAGGCCAGUGCCAACUCAGAGGCAGUUUCCUUCUGGACACCUUGACUGUGAGCAGGAAAAGACACCAGUGCCCAAGAAGAGCCCCAAGCUGGGGGUGUGCACCCAGCACCAUAGGAUUCAUGCUCUCAGCUGGCCUGAGAGCCUUUGAGUGUGCAGAACAGACUUUGUGUGAACAGGAGGUGGAAGAAGAGCAGCAAGAGGACUUGGGGGGGGGGGGCGAGGGUAGUUUGUUCUGCUCUCUUUUGUCCAGGGCUGCUGGAGAAUUCCAGAAAGCAAGCAGGGGAAGCCUGGUGAAUACAACUGGGCAGGCAGCUGCCAAGGCUGGCCCCAAACCCCGCCAACCUGGGAGGAUGGCCAGGCAGUGCUGCCGAGGUGCCAUCCUCCAUCUGUCACCCAUACCACAAGGGUGGAAGUUACAGAAGAGGCCAUCUCAAGGGUUCUGCCUGGCUCUCCCAACAUGGAUGCCCCCUCCCCAAUGCUAUCCUGAGGCAGGCUACUCUCUGCUUUGGAACACCUCUCUUAUCUUUCAGCCUCAUACUGACCCAGCUGUCCAACCAGUCCCUUCCCACCUUGUGUGCUUAUCCACGACCCAUUGAUCCUGUACAAAGCUGUGAGUGAGGUGUGUUAACUUGAGCAGCUGGAAGCCCUGACUACCUGGUCAGGGUCACCUCUACACCCUGGCACAUGUUGUGAGCUUCUGUGCCAGCCAAGGCCAUGCUAGCUCCUCUCCCACCAGUGUUGUGAACUCCUUGUCUGUUUUCCUGGUGUACAUCUAGACCAGCCUGCUGCUCGUUCUCCUGCAGAUGUGUGUGUUGUUACCUGAUCAGGUGCUCCCCAGAAUCCCCAGGCUCAGUCCUGGCAGCCAGUGGGAAGCAAGGACGUUGACAAGGGACUGGUCAGUGACUUUAACAUGGGACUGUGCUGUAAUGUUCCACUCCUGCUGUUACUUGUGACUAUUUUCUAGGGUUGGUGGAGUUUUGCAAGCUAUGCUCCCCAAUUCCCUGUGACGGGUCUUUGUAUACUCUAAGGCAGUACCACCCUGCAGUGGUGAUCUCUUGAGAGCAUUCCUUAAAGCAAAGGACAUUACCAGAACUUGACAAGAUUGACAUUGACCAGAUCUUGACAAGAAACAGAUCUAGGGCACCCAAGACAAUAUAUUGUAGCAAAAGGUCCUUGUGUGGGCAGGGCUUGUGGCUUUUCGUGUCCACUGAAAGUUUCU